Molecule: messenger RNA, 965 nt
Organism: Arabidopsis thaliana (thale cress)
Lineage: Eukaryota; Viridiplantae; Streptophyta; Magnoliopsida; Brassicales; Brassicaceae
Product: carboxyl-terminal peptidase
Exons: 7
Coding region: 1-921 (306 amino acids)
Source: RefSeq, marked reviewed
AUGAUUUCUUUUGAUAAGCUUCUUCUGCUUACCUUUUUAGCGGUAUCUCUCAUUCUAGUUGCAGAGAGUCGCGGACAAAUCUUACUAGAAGAUGAUGAAAACGAGUUGGAUAGGUUACUCAAUUAUAUCAAUAAACCUCCAAUCAAGAGUUUUCAGACUGAAAAUGGUGAUAUAUUGGAUUGCAUUGACAUUCACAAGCAGCUCGCAUUUGAUCAUCCUCAGCUCAAAAACCAUUCUAUUCAGUUGAGGCCUACAACUAUACCUAAAUGGAACAUAACUAAUAAUAAUGAUUCUCGUCCCGUACCGCUUCGACAAGAUGGCAUAAGUUGUCCACUUGGGACCGUGAUUGUUAAGAGAACCACACCGAAUGAUCUUAUACAAGAUCAGCGUUUGAAAGCCAUGGGUUUGCGGUUGGCUCAGUACAAAUAUUCUCAUUAUGGAGCAAGAGGAAACCUUAAUCUUUGGGAACCAGAAGUUUCACCUACUCAAUUCAGUCUUGCAAGUAUGCUUAUCUCUAGCGGCUUAAAUGAACAGUUUCAAGGCAUUAGAGCUGGAUGGAUAGUGUACCAAUGGUUAAACCGGAAUCACACUCGCUUAUACACCUACUGGACUACGGAUGGAUUUAAGAAGACAGGAUGCUAUAAUACAUUAUGUCCUGGCUUUGUGCAAUCCAGUGAAAGAGAAGAGUCCAAGCAUGGAAGUGGACAUUUCCCACAAGAGGGUUUCAAGAAAGCAGCCUAUGUGAGUGGUAUUGAACUAAUCGAAGAUAUUAAAUUGGAAGGUUCGAUGGGUCCACCACUUCAUUCUCUAAAAACAGUUUCAAGCACCCCAAAUUGUUACAAAGCCAUAAAGAAACCAGGUAUGGGUGAACUUUGGGCUAAUGCUAUUUUCUUUGGAGGGCCAGGAGGAUGUACAUUCUAGUUACCAUGUUCUUAAGAUCUCUAUUUAGUUUUUCAUUUUUAAGU